Molecule: messenger RNA, 2244 nt
Organism: Procambarus clarkii (red swamp crayfish)
Lineage: Eukaryota; Metazoa; Arthropoda; Malacostraca; Decapoda; Cambaridae
Source: RefSeq, a predicted model, not a curated record
UAUAAGAGGCGAGCAGAGGCGGGGGCCUCACUGUUCACUCCUCCCACCACGAUGGCCAAGCUGUUGCUGCUGCUGCUGCUGGAGCUGUGUCUCAUCUGCCACCACACGUGUGGUGAACAGCAACCAGAGGCCAUAGAGUGCUUCGCGCCGUUCACCGCUGUCCACCUCCAGUGUGUUCUUGUGGUGCCUGAUGUCUCGGGCUCCUGGUAUGAAAUGAGAAAUUAUUGCCAAGAUCUACGAGGAGAGCUGGUCAAGGUGGACAGCGAUAACUUCAUGUAUUACCUUGUCAGAUACAUCCUCGACAAUGGUCUAGAUAGAGCACAUUACUGGAUUGGCGGGUCAGACGAAGGGCACGAGGGAGACUUCCUCUGGACCGAUGGUACCAAUGUCAAAAUGGGAACACCAUUUUGGGGUGAUGGAGUUAAUGACCAAAUCCAGGAACCCGAUGGUGGGACCAGUCAAAAUUGUAUUGUCAUGACUCAGAAUGAUCAUUAUUUCUUUUUUGAUAGUGACUGUAAUGCCAAAGCUGGUGCUAUUUGUGAGCAAGCAUAAGUAUGGAUGGGACAUAAUAAUCAACUGUGACUGCAGUAUUAUGCUACAUGGCCACAUAUUAAUAAGGUACUUUGCUAAACUCUUCAGUAGUGUGUUACUUAAGAUUAAGGAUCUACUGGUAUGCUGGCCAAAAUUCUGUGUUUUCGUGAAUUUGCAUUAUAUAAAAGCAAUAUUGCCCUGAAAAACUAAAUAUAAUCAUAAUCAAUAAAACAGAAUCCACUAACAGUGAUCAUUAGUAUUUGUUUAUGCAUUCAUAGUUAUUGAACUCAAUUAGAAUACAUUAUGGAAAAGGAAGCAAGAUUCUAAUUUAUAUAAUUCAAAAUCAAAAUAUGUAAAUUUUACCUUUGGACAUAAAAUGUUUUUACCCAAGAUUUAUGUGAUUAAAUCUGUGGAAUAUUAACGUGACGCCACACAAGACUUGGGGCGUCACUCGACUCCUUACAGUUAGAGUAAUUACAUGGCCCCUGUCCUUCAGGUGACCACAUCAAAAUCUCACUAGCAAUGUUCCAGGUGCACUGUAGCUCUCACCCUGAAGGCUUACCGGGCUUUUUCACUGCAAAGUUAAAUUUCUGCUACAAUGACUGGUAAUCAACUGCUGCACACAGCCACUGCACCCCUUCACUGUGGUAUUUCCACUAGCCACUCGGGCAGCAGGAGGCCAACUUUGACUUCGCUGCACCUUGCAAGAGUCAGGGUCGCUUGAAUUCGCCUCAAGUGUCCCUGAUUCCUGUAGACACUGUCCUUAAAGUUCAUGAUUCCCUGGAGGUAGGUUGUAGUACAACCAUACACAUACUCUGGCUCUCCUGCUCAUUCGACAACUUGACCCAACAGGCCCUGACCACCAAGAAAGGGUUCCUGUGUUGCACUCUAACUCUGCAACUUGCACAAUUCGACGAAAAAUAUUCCAAAAGAUAUAAGUAGUCACUCCUUGCCUUAAACCCGCUAUCAUUUGCGUCUCCUUACUGCCAGACACGUUGGCACAACCUAAUGUUCUCUUAUGAUCUUGGAGCUGACCUUUACUCGACUUUCCACUGCCAGUUCACAGGCAAUAAUGGCAACCUCCAGACCAAUGGGUCGCGACUCUGGGCCCUUUCAUUCGUCACGUGACCUCGGGUCACUCCUUGAUUCACAGAGUUAUGCCUCUUGCAACCACUUAUUCACUAAUCCUUUAUCAGAGGUACCUGGAGCUCUGGUUGCAUGCUCGGCUGCCAAAAUCUUGCCUCAGACAACGAAUGGCUUGAUGAAAAAAAAAAAUAGCCGGUUAGGCUAGCGCCCCGUCCCCCUUUGAAUUCGAAUAAAUCAACAAAAUUCAAAAUGUAGGUAUACUGGUUCCUCUCAAACACAAUCAAAAUAAUCCUUGUGCCGUCUUACAUGAUUAAAAGUUGCGAGUAUGACAUGCAGAAGAAAAAAAAAAGAAUGCUGAGACAGUGAAAAAGUGUGAAAAUUAUAUUGUAAUAAUCAGGAACAAGUGCUAAGCCAGUAUGACUAUAUAGAAGACAAUUAUAAAUAUAAAGGAAUAUGAACAAAGAAUAUUUACUGACUAUCAUGUAUACUGCGAAGUGAAUGGAGUAAACUAAGCUUUUGAGUUAAUAGGCCGCAAGGAGCCAGUUUCAAAUUUGUACUAGUAACAGCUAGUAAAAGCAUACAGUAACUGCGAAGAAUGUACGUCAUUUCAUUAAAGUCUAUUUUACA